This is a messenger RNA of Pipra filicauda (Wire-tailed manakin), 1221 nucleotides long. RefSeq names its product translation initiation factor IF-2-like. The record is from RefSeq and is a predicted model, not a curated record. Lineage: Eukaryota; Metazoa; Chordata; Aves; Passeriformes; Pipridae. The coding region runs from base 1 to 1221 and encodes 406 amino acids. The transcript has 2 exons.
AUGAGGCGUCACUCGCAGCCUCCUCCCACACUCCAAGGGCGUGUGGCUCCCAGGAGCUCUGCCAUCGCCAGCCUACCUACGCCGCAAGUUCAAACCACGCUGGAGCAUUUGAUUACCAUCAAACCAGCUGGUGUUUGCGCAGAUUUGUUUAAUCGUCUUUUAAUAGCAUUAGGAGAACAGCAAGCUCCCUCUCACAGCAGACAGAAGACAAGAACGAAGCGAGGAACUCGCAGUUUCCAAGCUCUCCCAGCGCAGCCGGUGCUCGGGCAGUGCCGCCUCUCCCGCACCGCCCGGGACGCGGCGGCGAUGCUGCGAUCCCGCCCUGCCGGGGCACGGGGACACGGGGGCUACCAGCCCCGAAACCCGCUUCCUACGGGAGGAAAACCCUCCAGCUUUCAAAAAACCAACAGGCGGGAGGAGAAACUCACCGAGCCAGCAGCCCCGCUCCCGCCACAGCGCCCACGCUCCGGGCACUGGGAAACUUGCGGGAGCCAGGUAACAGCGCACCCGAGGAGCCGCCGGAGCGACCACCGCGGACCCGGGGUGUCAGCAGCGAAACUUUGGGUGCCCCGGUCCGGUCCCCCCCAGCCCACCCGUGUCCUCCCGCUCCGCGCCCGGCACGGCGGCCCCGCUGGCCCCGCUCACCUCGCUCACCUCUCUCACCUCUCUCACCUCUCCCGCCGCUCCGCGCCCGCCCCGCCGCUGCCCCUCCGCCCGCACGGCUCGGCCGGACCGCGCCGCCGCCGCCCGCCCUUUAUGGGGCCCGCGGCCGCCCCGCCCCGCGCCGCGGGCCCGCCCCGGGCACGGGAUGCACGGCCCGAGCCCGCCCCUCCCUCCCUGUGCCGGGCCGGGGAGCCCCGGGUACCCCCGUGGAGUCCCUUCGCCCAGGCUUGUGCCCCUGCCCCGGGGACCCUCCCCAGCCCCACCGGCUCGGCGGGAGACGCGCCAGCCGCGGCGGGGAGAAGGGGGAGCCGAGGCAGCAGUGCCGGUGCCCAUCCCAGGGGUGGCGAGGGGACAGAGACCACCGAGGCCAAAUGCAGCAGCGUCCCCCAGCACCAUGAGGCUCCUUCCUGGCCAGUGGCGUGGUGGGAGAUUGGACGAUUUCGGCCAAAGGGGCACCUCCUCUCAUCACCCACCACUGCACCCACGUCCUCCAGCAGCGAGGACGAGGAAAUGGCUCAGCCAAGGACCUCGGUCCCUCGUAUGGCACUGGGGUUUUAA